Molecule: messenger RNA, 8657 nt
Organism: Epinephelus lanceolatus (giant grouper)
Lineage: Eukaryota; Metazoa; Chordata; Actinopteri; Perciformes; Serranidae
Gene: arhgef9a
Product: Cdc42 guanine nucleotide exchange factor (GEF) 9a
Molecular function (GO): protein binding; guanyl-nucleotide exchange factor activity
Source: RefSeq, a predicted model, not a curated record
CGUCUGCAGGAGCUUACAGGGCAAGAGUUCACCGGUCUGUCGCUAACUCGGGGAGUUUCUCUCAGUUUGAUGAUAGCUGACGAAGUUUACAGGCAAAGAGACAACAACACAUGAGAACUACGAAGAAGGAGUCGCUGCCCGCAACAUAACUUCAGCCUUACUCAUGGAUAUAAGUUGAGCCCGUCAAAUACACUGGAUACGUUUGAAAGGCGGCGUUUUCAUUAUUGGCUCCACUGACGGCAGCGACGAUGCCCAUUUAAACCGGGGGAAGUUUUCUGCGGGUGUUUGAGAGAGAGAGGCCCGAGACAUGAUGUCCAUUGGAGCUGAUAGCUGACACUGUAGAAUGAGAGAGGAUGGAACAGACAGACAGCCCUGCCCCUGUGAGCAACAACCCUAAUGGGUUUGUCAACCGAGUGUUUAAUGUUUCUCUGGAUGUGGAGAAUGAGACCAGCAGUGUUUAUAUUCAGGAGACUGGGCCAGGGCCUGCAGAGGGGCAGGGGGAGACCCAGGCUGCCUCUUCUCAGACCCCUGUCAAGGACAGACAGGAGGUCAACCGGAGGCCCCGUGCCACAGGGGGCAUCUGGAAGAUCUUGAACCGAAAGAGAGCUGUCGCAGAGCUGGAGCGCAGACCCCACUCCAUGAUCCUGCCAGGGGAAGCUUCCAUCCCUAAACUCUCGUUUGCUGACAAAGUUCGCUCCUUCAAGAAGCUUAAAUCCCCCUCUGUGUUUAGAGGGAAAUCGGGAAAAUUGUCUACUGCCAAGUUCAGCAGCUCCUUGGUGGAUGAGGAAUCUUUCUGCCGCGACAUUGGCACUCCUCAGCAGUCCAGUAGGAGCACACUUAGGCACCGUGGCAAGAGGCACUCGUAUGCUGGCCACACAGCAGAAUUUGACUGCUCAUUUGAAGACAUCGACCUCACAGCUCCUAUAGACGGCCACCAGCCCACUGUAUUGGGAGAGGCUGUGACUCAGAAUGGUUGUAAACCACCAGAAAGAGUGUGCUAUACUAAAAGAAGCCAGAACAACUCAUCCAACUGUAACAAAACAGCUGCAGGCUGUGAAGAGCCUAGCAUUAAAGGUAGCCCAGGCACCCACCAGCGUAGAGGAAGGAGGCACAAAGAUGUGUGGAGUUACCUGAGGAGGAUUUCCCUGUUGGGGAAGGCCAACCCUGUCUAUUCAGAGAGAAGCUUUGACUCUGAGCUUCACUCUUUGGACAAAACCAUGGACUCAGACUAUGGUUCUGUAGACUUUGAGAGUGUCAGGGACUUUCACCCACCGACCCCAAAACAGUCUGACACCAAGGGGCACUUUGGUGGUCUGUUCAAAUUUUUCAACAGUGUAGCAGAGACAGCUAGAAAAUGGCGGACAACAUCCCAUUCCUUCUCUCCUCCAGAGGGAGAGAGGACACCGAUAAGCUCUCCACGGGCCCCACCGCCCACAGCGGACAACAUUCACAGUGUAUCCCUGACACUCCACAGUGAAGGACUACCAACAUCCAAGCCUAUUCCAUCAUCACCAGUGACCGCUAAAUCCUCACAAUCUAGUAGCCUUGACAGUGAGGCUCCAGCACCUGUGACAGGUGGACGAUCCCCUAAGGUGGUCCUGCAAGCCUUUAGGCCAUGUUCAGGAUCUCGAGCUGUCAAUGGCCUUCAGAGUUCUGAGGGCACAAACAAACAUAUAGACAGAGAGACAAACCACAGAUCCACAGCCAUAGUAGAAAAUCGUGUCCCUGAGUCAGGUCCAACAACAGAGACUAAAACAGAAGCAGAGGUUGAAACAGAUCCAUUUAACUGGCUCUGUCAAGUGGAAAAGGUAGAGGGACAGACAGGAAAUGACCAGAAUUCCAGGGAUGUUCCACCUGAACCCCCCCAGAUACAGGAAGUGAAUGUCCAAUCACAACAAGGUGAUAAAGAGAGCACAACCAAUAGCGUACCAGGAUCAGAUUCCACAGAGGAAAUAUUCAAGCUGUGUGAGCAGAUUGCCAACCAGACAGGCUGCGGUGUAAGACAGCCGUGCUCAGCCAUGCCCCACUCUAGCACAGAGAAGACCUCUGUACCUCACAAGCCGCUGCGCCAUCGUCCUCGCCCGGCCUCAGCUGUACUGGACCUGUGGAGGCCCAACCCAGACCGAGAUCUCUUCCACCAUUAUAGUGAGGUUGGCUCGCUAUGCCGGCGGAGACACAGGCCUGCACCCACCAUACAACAAUCUCCGAGGCAGAGACGGACGGCUGCUCGCUCCAGGCCUUGCUCUGUCAUAGAGACCAGUGUUACUAGGGAGAUGCAAUCCACGGAGCUACACCACAGAGCCUUGUCUCGCCCCCUGGGUGUGUCACCGUUAGAGCCCCCACUAAAGAUAACUAUCCAGCGGUGCCGCUCCCUGCCGCUACCCCCCAGCACUCUCACAGCCUUGGCACUGCUCCUGCCUCAAUCAGACAUGACUCAGACGUCAUCGGUGCGUCUGCGGUCUGGAGGCUCUGGCAGCUGCAGGAGGAGGAGACUGUUAAGACCUGGUUCAGAGCCACUGCAGGUCAAUGUUUUGAUAAGUGGAGGUUCAAUCGUCAACGCUGAGGCGGUAUGGGACCAUGUGACCAUGGCGGACCGGGAGUUGGCGUUUAAGGCUGGUGACGUCAUCAAGGUGCUGGACGCCUCCAACAAGGACUGGUGGUGGGGCCAGAUUGAUGAGGAGGAAGGAUGGUUCCCUGCCAGCUUUGUACGGGUGGAACCCCACCCUCCUCAGCCCCAAACAAAACAGGUUUUCUAUAUCAACCCCAUAGCAACUCCACGGUUCCAAAACACCACGUCAAAGCUGUGGGUGAACCAGGAGGACGGGGGAGCGGAGCCAGCUGAGGGGACCAGCGAGGUGCAGAACGGGCACCUGGACCCAACCAAUGACUGCCUGUGUCUGGGCUCGCCCCUCCAAAACCGAGACCAGAUGAGAGCCAACGUCAUCAAUGAGAUCAUGAGCACAGAGAGACACUACAUCAAACACCUCAAGGACAUCUGUGAGGGCUACCUGCGCCAGUGUAGGAAGCGUGUGGACAUGUUCAAUGAUGACCAGCUGAAGGUCAUCUUUGGGAACAUCGAGGACAUCUACCGCUUCCAGAUGGGCUUUGUUAGAGACUUGGAGAAACAGUACAACACAGAGGAACCCCACCUCUCUGAAAUUGGACCAUGCUUUUUAGAACACCAAGAUGGUUUUUGGAUCUAUUCAGAAUACUGUAAUAACCAUUUGGAUGCCUGCAUGGAGCUGAGCAAACUGAUGAGGGAUGGCAGGUACCAGCACUUCUUCGAGGCCUGUCGCCUCCUCCAGCAAAUGAUUGACAUUGCCAUAGACGGCUUCUUGCUCACCCCUGUCCAGAAAAUCUGCAAAUAUCCACUCCAGUUGGCUGAGCUUCUCAAAUACACUGCGCAGGAGCACAGUGAUUAUCGAUACGUGGCAGCAGCACUGGCAGUAAUGCGGAACGUCACUCAGCAGAUCAACGAGAGGAAGAGGAGACUGGAGAACAUCGAUAAGAUCGCCCAGUGGCAAGCCUCUGUUCUGGACUGGGAGGGAGAUGAUAUCUUGGACAGGAGCUCGGAGCUCAUCUACACUGGGGAAUUGUCAUGGAUCUAUCAGCCGUAUGGACGCAGUCAGCAGCGAGUCUUCUUCCUCUUUGAUCACCAGCUGGUCCUCUGUAAGAAGGAUCUGAUACGCCGGGACAUCUUGUACUAUAAGGGCCGCAUCGACAUGGAUCGCUACGAGGUGCGGGACGCUAUAGACGGGCGCGACGACGACUUUAACGUCAGCGUGAAGAAUGCCUUCAAAUUGUGCAACAAAGACAGCGAGGAGAUCCACAUCUUCCUGGCCAAGAAGCCAGAGGAGAAGAUCCGCUGGCUCAGGGCCUUCCACGAGGAGAGGAAGAUGGUGCAGGAGGAUGAGAAAAUCGGUUUUGAGAUCUCUGAGUACCAGAAGCGGCAGGCGGCCAUGACAGUGAGAAAGGUGACCAAACAGAAAGGUGUAAACAGGUGCACGCCCCCCUCAUACCCGCCCCCCCAGGACCCCCUCAGUGCGGGGCAGUAUGAGGUAACGGAGGACAUGGCACAAGGAGAGGUUUUUGAAUUCAGUCAAUCCAAAAGAGGCCAGGCUCCUUUCUGGCAGAAUUUUAGUAGAUUAGCUCCAUUUAAGAAAUAGAGAUACACAGACUCUUCUGAAGGACCAGCUAUUUUUCUUAGAAGCACUAAACACUGGAUGAUCAUGUCCCCAUGAUGAAGAAAAAUACGAAAAAACAUACACAUGAGACUUUUGAAAUUAAGGACCAUUGUUAAUAUAGAUUGGAAGCAGCAAGAGGACUGAAGACUUGGAUUUAAAAAAAAAAAUUGAGAAAAAAAAAUAAAACUUUACAAUUCAUAUAUGUUAGUAACGUUCUUAGUUAUCACGCCUCUCCAGCUGAGUCAACCAUCAUGAACUCUUUCCCUCGGAUUCUGCAUCAUCACGCCAUCUGAAUGUCCUGGAGUUAUUUAGAUUGUUAUAUUAUUUCAUUUUUAAUCCAUCACCUGGAGAGAAACACAAGGCCAAGCCAGGGCAUUCCUAGUUGUAUGAUUGUGUUGGAGAGAAAAAAAAGCUGAGAUCUUGCUGUGCUGCUAUGUGAGAUUGCGUGUUGCAUUCUUCUGAAUGUGAGAUAAUAAUGACAGGCCUCAGCCACUGGGUGUGGCGUCUGAAGGACCCAUGAAGCUCGACCGUCGGCGUCACCUCUGAGUUAGAUCCAUUCUGCCGCUGAUCACAGACCAGCCAGGCCCAUCUCUGCUCUACUGAUGUCUGGAUCUCCUUCCUCACUCUCAGCGCUCAAGUGUUCCUCUCUCUAGCUGUUCACAUAUAGUAGCCCUCUCUUCACCACAUCUGACGUUCGCAGUGUUUCCCUCACUCUCCGCAUCCCUCUCUUGUCCUCUCUAUCGCUCUACCCACCUGCUCAGCCUCUGUGAGUCAGCGGCUCUCAGAGGAAGAGCUUCAUUCUUUUGGAAACCUGCCAUUGGUCAUGAUACGAUGGGUCAGGGAACAAAUCAGUAGUCGGAACAUCAAUAGAAUAUUUACAUCCUUUCACCAACCACUUUUGACAGGGUAUUCAUAACCGAUCACGCCGAAGGGCUGUGGGUUGCGUUUGACGAGAGAGUUCGCCGCUCAGAUGAAACAGCUGGGAGCAGGAGAUAGGCAGGCCGCGGUCCACCUGCCUUGUGUCAGAGCCCCUCCCCCACUCUCCCCAGAGACCACCCCUGUAGCACUGUGCUGGCAGCUCACUGGGUGUUUGGAAAGAGAACAGCCUACCUUCGGAGAUCCGCUGAGAGCUAAAAAGUGAAGUUGAAACAUUUGGCCAAGGUCUAAAAUAAUAUCUCUUUUUUCACGUCAGCUGUCAAAGAAGAAAAAAAACUCCCUCAGUUGACUUAAUUAUUUUGCAUUGCUCACAUUGUGAAAAAAAAAGGAAAAAAAAAGCACAGCACAUUUUCAGUUUGAGGAGUGCAUUUUGAUGCAAACAUGCCACAGUGUGAGAAAUUAGAAAGAUCCCUUAACCAGCACAAGGGGAAACGGUCAAAAAGAUGGCAGAAAUUAAAAAUGAACAGGACAACCAUAGCAGUCGGUUGUGAGUCAGCACUGAAAGAGAGUACACUGCAGAAGUGUGAGCCAACACCAUAGGGAGGCAAAAAGGUGAAUUUAAUCUGUAGCAUGCAGGUGUCCUCUGACAGAUUCAUGCAUCUCUUAAGACUGCAGCUUCAAAUCUUGGCACUCCUCUCCCGUUGUUUUCCCAGAUCUGAUCCAUGUUCUGGCAGUUAGCUCGGCACAGUUUAAGUGAUUUACAGAGGACUGUGGGCCUGAUCAGAUUGAUUUGUUUAAUCAACAAUGUCCCCGAAGCUGCUGUGGGCGAGAUCCUGCCAUAUGCUACUUCAACAGAGGUGUUAGAGAAGAUCUACUGCUUUACACACAUCAUGAAGGUAUAUUCUUUUUUACAGUUGGAAUGUAAGUGACACAUGUCCAUGGUUUGUGAUCAUAUUUUGACCUCAGAAGUACAUUUUGUGUUGACUUAUAUCACCUGAUGGACAGUACAUAUACAGUAUGACAACUUUGUGCAAUGUGAUAUAUCAUUAUAUAUCUUCACUAUUCACUACAACGUGAUAUGAAAGAGUUAUAUAUCGUUCUAUGUCAUUUGUUUGCCUUCUUAUAGGCCUUAUAACCUAUUGGAGAAAAAAAAGACCUUAGACUUGCUUUGUAUGUUGUGUAAUUUAUGUUUUGUUUCAGUAAAGAAAGUUGAGAAAUGGGUGAGUUGGCUGCUGGUGUCUGUAGAGAUGGCUCCCAGUGAGAUUGUUUUGGAAGAUAAUUCCCAGGUCUGGCACAGCAAAAAGAUAUGGUUCCCAGGCCAUGAUAACCUCAGGUCCCAUGCUACGCCCACCCCCACUCCCUCAACCCUGCAUUCCCCUGCUCCACGCCACCACCAACAUACAGACACAAGCACGCAGGCACACACACAGACACAACCACGCGCACUUGCUGGCCCGUUCUGCUGCGGAGAAGAGAGAUGCUAUCUAACAGUGCCUUCCAGCAUUCCACUAGUGAUUAUCUAUUCAGUUUCACAGGCAGAUUUGAAUUAGUCAUGUAUUUUCCCUUCAGUGUGGGACUUGCAUCUCUCACUCUCUCUCUCUCUCUUUCUCUCACACACACUGGGAAUUCCUCGUUCCCCAGUGCAUGAGACCCACUCGGACAGAAACUUAGAGGUCAGGGCCUUUUCCAUAUGAGUAGAUACUGUGCUGUCUGACUGAAACACACCUUAUGAUAUUAUAUCACACGUACAUAGCGGUAAUUUUAUUGCACAAAAAGAAGUUAAAUCUAAUUUCAGACGUUUAGAAACCACAUAGAGUUCCUUUAUUGUUAUCUAUUUAACAUGCUGAAAGAUGGGUUUCAUUUGAAUAUAUAGUAGGAAACACAUUUUCAUUAGUCAAGUUAGGUUGCACUUUUCAAAGUAUAUUAUUAACAGUGAGUUAUGAAUCAAAAGAAGAAUCAUCUAUUUUACCUUUAUCAGCUACACACUGUAAAUAAUGUAAAAAGAACAGAUCAUAUAUUUGGAUAUUGGUAUUUUGCGUUGGAGACGAAUGUUGUUCCAGUUCUAGCGUGCGGUAGACCUCAGUACCAGGUAAAAUGCAUGCUCGUGGCAUCCAAUAUUUUGCAUGAGACCUUAGACAAAUCUUAACAGAUUGUUUAGUUUCAUUUAACUUCCAAUGGGAUUUUCUUUUCUUUUUUUUUUUUCCACACCGCGGAACCAUUCAUUUGUGAGCCCGUACCAUCUCACUAAAGGGAGUUCUUUUCUCUGUCCACCUGUCUCCUGCUCACUGCACAUUACAGGUUGUAGCUUCUGUUUUUAUUUAUUACCAAGCAGAGGGGAGCAGCUUCCCUCACUCUGAAUCAAAGACUGAACUGUUGAUAGGUGAAAUGAAAGGCACUAAUGCUCUCUUUGCCCAGAUAUAUUGGGCACUAUAAACUUAUUUUAAAUCCUUACUUUGUUUUUUAAACUCCAGUCUGCACUGUCAUGGUCCAAACUGCUGGUUAUUGUUAUUAUUAUUAUUUUGAACGCCAUUAACCGCUGAGGCAAAACGGGUAUGAUUUUUCUAUGACAACAGUGAACCAAAUAGGAGUUAGCACUGAUCAUGGGUGUUUGUGUAUAGAUUUGUAGUCGAGCAGAAGAGCUGAAUAAAUGAGAAACCUCUCGGGAUGAGCUAAAAAUAAACAUAAUCCUGAAGACACACACACACAGCACUUCAUUGCAAUUCAUAUCAUGCUCUUGUUUCUACUUAAGAAUUGAUUCUUUGAAAUACAAUGACUUGACAGUACAAAUUAAUUCCUCACUUGUAUUUAUUGAAUGCAGUAUUAAAUAGUUACCAUUUUGGCCACAUUGUUAAAAGGGUGUAUAUAUUGGUUUUAUUUUUCUUAUAUAAUUAUCAUUCUGACCUUGUACUGAGAGCUGAGAGGACAGCCUUCUGUGUGGAAGAUUUUAUUUCUCUCUCUCUUUCCAGUCGUCAAACCAAGACAGCCAACUUAGCAGACUGUCAAUUGGAUGCAUCAGAGGUUGCUCAGAUUUGUGUAAUUCCUUUUUAUUCCAGGGUGUACAUGAGCCGCUAACAGCGUUCACUCACAUUUAGCAUAGCAGCAUCUUCAGUAGGAACUCCUCAGCAGUUGGUUCUGCAGUCCUGUGUUGUUUCAGAAUAGUCAGGGUACAACAGAGUCUUCAAUGAGCCAUAUAUUGAUGUGGUGUUCAAUGACAACAAGGUGAACAGAAGACUAACAUCCCACUUUUGGAAUCUAUCCAUUGUAUAUUACCAUCUAGUUUGAGGUCUGGAUUUUUGCCUAUCACAGAACAAUUUUACUUACAGUAUCCAUAUCCUUCGUCACCAUAUGCAAACAUUUGUCAUUUUGUUUUCUUGCUGGCCUUUUUGAGUUUGAUUAUUUGUUGUAGAAAUGAAAAACCUGAAAAAUAAUGCCUAUUCAAUCCAGAAACUGUGAAUGGGAGAGUGGAGAUGUCAACUGUAUGUACAUUAUAUGUUUUGAUGUAAUCAGAAGCACUGGGAAUAUGUUGUACUUCGCUGUAAAAAAUAAAUCCAUAUCUGAUAUAGCUGUACUUUUGUUGAAAAUAAAACCUCUACAGAA